AUGUUAACUCCCACGAGUGAAGUGGGGCCAGAGGAUGACUCAGAGCAGUGCAGAGUAGAGAGGCUGCCUGGCAGGGACAGGGAGUGUGGUGGUGGUGGAGAGAGCCUCAGUCUAAUUCAUCAUGCCUGUACUGCACUGUGCUGUGCUGAGUGUGACUGGGCAGCAGAAGGCCUCUAAGUGAAUUAGGAUACUGUUGAAGUCAUGCCAUCGAUCACAGGAAUGCUGUGCCCCGUAAUUCAUUUUCCGUAAGUGUAAUGGUCAUAAUUUUGGAGCACCAGGUUUCACGGGGGAGGGUGGGGAGGGGUUGGGGAAGGGGGUCUUUACUGUAUCCCAGGCGCGUCCUAACAGUGGCCACCCCCCUUCCUCCACCCCACCCCCCCCCUCCCCUGAGCACAGUGACUUGUAAUUUAAUCAAUUAAAGGCUAUAAUAGAUUUAGGGGCAAGAGGAAGUGUAGAUUAUCGGUUUGGAGAUCUGCAGCGAGUUAUUCUUUGGGGUGAUUUAUAAAGAAAAUAGAGUGCGCUCCUUGCUGAGGAUCAUUUAAUAACACAGGGCGAGCAGAGUGAGGACAGCCAAAUUAUGGAUGACACCCCUCCAGCGGUCCAACUCUCACGCUCACUCUCCCUUUUCUCACUCUCUCUCUCUUUCUCUCUUCCCACACACAGUCUGUACUACACACCACACUCUCACAUUCACACACAAGCAAAAGCACUCAUACACUCAAACAUUCACACAGUACUGUAUGACUGAUCUAACAAUGAACGUCUGCAUCCUCAGAUUCCAGGCUUGGGUGGUCCAGUGUCAUGGUGAUAAAAUGAUAAUGCUAGCAUUAUUGAAACAGCUAGGCUUUACACCUCAGAGGGUUGAGAGCAGAGCCUGGCAAUGAGAAGCAGAGAGAGAGAGAGCCUUUCUCCUUUCCCAGGGAGUCAGUCCAAUCAAACAGUGCUCUGAGCACCAGCAUAGGUUUCAGUCUCCACAGAGCAGCCUGCCCGAAUUAAGGAUUCCACUUUAUUGAAGGGUAGAAAAUGACAGUUCUGCCCUUGGAUAUGUGAUUCUGGGGGAUAAAAGGGAAUGGUAAUGUAACCUGCUCAGGGUUGCCCAGCGCCUCAUCAGUAAUAGAUGUUUAAAUAAUUAGAAAGUACAAACAAAUAAGGAAGAAGCAAGGGGAGAGCAGAGUGACGGCCUUCACUGAAUCAAUGAGGGACUGGCAUGUUUCAACUGACUCACCCCGUUACAGCAGCCAGCCAGUUGGCUCCAAAAUGUAGAUGUACUCUGUCUGUACCCAGGUCUGGUUUAAUGAGUCUCCUCCACCAUCCACCACCUUCAGAUGUUGCCCUGCCUGCCUCUUCUUUUGAUAGAUCUGUCUCUUCUCUCUCGUCCUGCUGUCUCUCUAGUUCCACUGUCUUAGGCUGGAGGCUAGCCCCUCCACCGCUCGCCUCUUCAAUUCCGCCACCAGCCUGUGUCUAUCGGCCUUAUUGAUCUCGGAUUAUGGUAUCUGUGUAAAUAGAAGGAGAAAAUCACAAAUCGAUAGCAGACUGUUCCUAAAGCUUCCAAUUCAGCCAGCUGCGGGCAGUGGGAUCGCUGGAGCUUGGUCUUGUUGUGACCCUUGAUGAUACCAUGAUGAUACCCUGAUGAUACCAUGAUGAUAACAUGAUGAUACCAUGGUGAUACCAUAAUGAUACCAUGAUGAUAACAUGAUGAUACCAUGGUGAUACCAUGAUGAUACCAUGAUGAUACCAUGAUGAUACCAUGAUGAUAACAUGAUGAUAACAUGGUGAUACCAUGAUGAUACCAUGAUGAUACCAUGAUGAUAACAUGAUGAUAACAUGGUGAUACCAUGAUGAUAUCAUGAUGAUACCAUGAUGAUACCAUGGGAGAUAUUUUCUGCUCCCUUUCCCAUUGUAUCUUCUUUUCUGCUAAUGACAAGUGAGUACAAGCUGUGUGUGUGUUUGUGUGUGUGUGUGUGUGUGUGUGUGUAUACAUGUGUGUGUUUGUGUGUGUGUGUCUGGGUGUGUGUGUGGGUGUGUGUGUGUGUGCGUGCGUGCACGCGUGCUAGAGAGAGAGAGAGAGAGAGAGAGAGAGAGAGAGAGAGAGAUAUAAUAUCCCUCUCUUUUUAUCUCCACAUUGCACUGGCCUGGAAAAUUGCUUCAUUACUAAACAUUGAAUAUUUAUGGUGUAAACAGUUCUAAAUAUCAUAACUUUACUUAUUUAUUAGGUUUUUAAUGAAUGCUCCAAGUCGUUUGGUUGGUGUAAUGACUACAUCAGGAUUCUGUCUGGGUCUGUCUGGCAGCGUCUUGUUCAAAGAGCUGUACAUAACUGUAGAUAAUCUGAAAAUGUGACCGGAUGGAAUGAUACUGUAGAGCUUUCCCCACUCUUUAGACCUCACUGUGAAUCCAUGCCUUGACACAACAGCUCCUAAGAACCUAGAAGACUCCAAUCAAUUAGCUGGCAUAAAUGGUUAAAUAUAUGCACUGGAACUGUGUGUGAACUGUGUGAGUUAGAAGAUGUUGGUUUUAGAGUAUACUCCUAUCCCACUCCCAAUGGGCCUCGUGUGGAGCCUGGGAUGACUGUCUUUCUCCCUCCACUCCCAGUCUGUCAGACUGGCUCCUUCCAUACAAUUUGUUUUGGGAUGAGGAUGAAAACCCAUUAAUUAUGAAUGCCAUUACUUUGUUUCCAGAUUAAUAGUGCCACGUUUGGUAUUCAAAUGUAAAUGUAUGAGAUGCAUUGUGUGGCCCUUUGUUCUUAACCUCCAUGAUUAAAACACAUCGUAGUGCAUUGUUUGCAUUAGCAACGUAUGCAACUGUUGUUGUUUUUCAGCUCUGUUCUUUGUCAAUAGCCUUCAUGUGAACCGGUUAGAAAACGAUCACAGCGUGAUUCUAUGAAUUAUUAUUUUCCCCCUGCCUGCCAUGGAAUAUCAUCCCUCUGGAUGGAACAGCCAUUUCCAUGGACAGAAGACAAUGUUCUAAAUGUCUUUAUUGUCUGCUGUGAGAAAGGCAGCUCAGCACUGAGAGGAGAGAGACAGGUUAAAGAGGAUAGGACGGUGUUCUGAGAGCAGAGCCUGUUAGCAGGUCAGAGGUUAGCGGGGUAGACUGAGGUGAACACGCUGAAAGCAGACAGCAGCCAUUGUUCUGAAGACUCCCGCCCCUUAUUUUCCCACAUGAUUCUAUCAUCUGUCAGCCCAGGCUCACCUCCAUCAAGUGGAAGAAAGGAAAUUAAGUGACCUUACCCCGCUGCCGUUCUUCACUCUCUGAAAUAGAACAUUAGAGCUUCCCUUUUAUGAAGUAUUUGCAUGCACAAGCACCACUUGGAGAGGCUGAGUGAUGAAAGAAAGAAUGUCUCCUAGAGGUCUAUUUUAAACACUUGAAUGGGACCUAGGAUAGUAAUUACAUCUCUUCUUCCAGAGAAUGAGUUGUACAACACUGAGGUAUUGGGAAAAGCCACAGUAAUUCUGAAUGUAGAAAAAGAGGGCAAUCUUAUAACUAUUCCUUUAAUAAUUGAUUGUAAACAAUUACGUACAAUCGAGACUAGUACUCCAUCGAUCUGUCAAUGGCUGCCUUAUCAUUUCAGGUAUGUGUUAUCUCAGUGUUGUGUGUAUAUGGAUGGUUAUUUACUGUUGGCUUGUUCUAGUGCUGGCUCUGUUUGUGCUGACACCAUUCUCAGCAAAUGAAGGAGAGAUCACACAGACAGACAGGCGGUGUUGCUGUGCUGGCCCAGACAAACAAACAGACAGACAGUGGUGCUGUGCUGGCCCAGCUCCCAAGAGCCUCUUGGGCUUGGCCUUGGACGUGUGAGCAGAGCAAGGACAAGAUGCCAUGUGUGCUACUGCUGUGCCAUCCUACUGGCAGCGGGCAGCGGCGGGCACUGCCAGGGCAGGCCAUAGGAGCACCAUGCCACACUACAUUAUCCACAGGGUAUUGGCCUCUUCCUCUAUAUUUAAUAAUUAACCUGAAAUGGCUGUGAGCCUCAGAGUUCACUGGUCCUACUCUCUCCAGCUCUGUACUGUAAUCCAUCUUUGGAACCAAACGGCCACUAGGCAAGCCCUGGGGGCAGGGGAACUAGCAACUCCUCUAAGGACCUGACCUGGCUCAGACAAGCUGGACAUGUUAGCAAAAGGCUAUUGGUCCAUGGCACAGGAUUUGGGUUAAGUGUGGUAAUUUAACACAUGGCUCUUUUUCACUGCAGAGUUUAGUGCCACCGCUAUGUCCCCGAGCUGAUCUCCAAGCUGUCUUGGUCAUGCGGCCAUAUGCCCCCUCACCCUGUCAGAGAAAAAUACAGUCAUCAAUGGGAUGUUGACAGAAAAGACCCCCAUCAUUACCCAUCAUGUUUAAUUUCCGCGGUCCUGUCCAGUGUAUCUCCGGUCCUAUCAUAUAACCAGGCUUUAGGCUGUAGUGGAUGCUGUGUCUUUAGAGGGCUUCAGUAGUGUAGUGUGGUUUUUAUUGUGUUAUAAAGCUCAGGCCUUUGAGGAUCCAAUAGCUGAACCAGUAGCGUGACAGAGAAAGUUGAAAGAGUGUGGAAGAAUAAGUACGUAGGUGGUGAGAAAUCAAACUGCCUCCUAAAGGCAUUUAUUGUCAACCGCUAGAGUUGUUACUUUCUCCAGCAGUAAAGUACAGUACGCCCCUGCAACAUCUUUUGCUAAUAUAGUGUUGACACUUUCAGUAGGGAGAAUAAAUUGCUUAUAAUAAAGCAUGAUGUCAAUUUCCUUUGUUCUGCAGUUAUCUGUUGUGUUUAAUAAAAGGGGAAGGGUUUAUUUUUACUCGGAUGUCAGAUACAUUAUUCUCUGAAUAACAUUUUUCCCUAUUACAACACGAAGAGAGAGAGAGAGAGAGGCAGAGAGGGAGAGAGAGAGAGAGAGAGAGGGAGAGCGAGAGAGAGAGAGAGAGAGAGAGAGAGAGAGAGAGAGAGAGAGAGAGAGGGAGAGCGAGAGAGAGAGAAAGAGAGAGAUAGUGCUUGUGCGUGCAUGUGUGUGUUAAUAUGUUUAAAGUAUAUUAGUGAGCCUCUGUUUACUAGUCAUUACAGUGGUUUGCAUGUUGUGACUGGAUGUGUGUGUUGGUGGAGUCAGCCUGGUUUAUGCUGCUCUGCCUGCAUCUCAGGCCUGGAUGGAUGGAGAGAGGGAUAGAGAGAGGCAGAUGGUGCUGUGUGAUUGAUGGGGCUGUCUCCUGCUGUCUGCAGGCUGUGUGGAUCUGGGAGUCAUGUCAAUGACAGGUGGACUCAUCUCGUCCAACUCUGUGUCGCCGCUGAGAGAGCCAGUGCCGCGGCGGAGUACUGAGCAGAGAGAGCAUGAGGCCGGGUGUGUGGCUGGCGCUGAACAUGAGGCAGAGCACAAGGCUGCUCUUAGCAAAACGAUGACACAAAAGAAAGCUGCGUCACAGCGCAUCAGUGCAUUACUCACUCACUCCAGUGGAAUGAGAUCAGUCUAGGGUCACAGAGGGCUAGGUAGAGCUGCUGGAAUAUGAGGCUGGAUGAGAACAGCUAAAGUAAAGCUUUAUCUAUCACACAGUCGAUAUUUAUGUAUAAAAUAUCUUGCCUUCUUUUUCUCUAAAUGUUUUUCUUUAUAUUUUCCCUCUCUCUCUCUCUCUCUCUCUCUCUCUCUCUCUCUCUCUCUCUCUCUCUCUCUCUCUCUCUCUCUCUCUCUCUCCUACCCAGCAUCCCUGUGGCCACGUCUCGGACCAGUGACCCGGGCCACUCCAGCGGUGCCUCGGGCAGCUCCAGCGAAUCAGAGAGCAGCUCCGAGUCAGACUCAGAUAGUGAGAGCAGCUCCAGUGACAGCGAGUGUAACGGGGCCUCCCGGACCGCCACCCCAGAGGUACAGCACAAUCACUCCUUACUGUACUGUACCAACCAGGCAUAGUCAGAAUAAAACUAACUGUGCUAUCAACCAAUACUCAACCAGUGUUAUGCCAUAGAGGGAAACAUGUACCCUAUUAUUUUAGGCUACAGAAAGACACUAUAUUACACUAAUACCAUCGUAUAUCACUAAUACAACAUUUUGAUCGAGGGGAGAAAACUUCCCAUCUACUCUAAUAUUACUAUCAUUUUGAUAGGAUUAAACUAGCAGACUUUCUUGUUUUAGGAAAAAGUGAUAGUAACUUUCCCUCUUUCCCAGUUGUUGCAGUUGAUGGUAGUAAAGAGACCUAGAGACUUGCAUGACAGCUAAAGCAGCUAAAGCGCCAGGCACAGUUGUAUUCCACAGAGGGGCACUCUGUUUGACCCGGGUAAAUACUUACCACAGUGCAUCUGGGUGCCCUCUACAGACCAUGUGACUUCCUGUCCACCAGGGAACAGCCAAUGGGAACAGCCAGGAGGACCAGGAAACGGCCCUGUCUGUCUUUAGGGAUGUCUCAUUCCCUCUCAAAGUGCACUCUACUGAUGUUUUGAUAAAAACCUCCAGGAGGGCCCAGGAGUUUUCCAGCAGCCAUGUUAGAUUGUUAAUGUAUUAUUGCUGCAGGUCCUUUUAACUCCAAAAGUCCCCCUGCCCAGAACAGCUUAAAUCCACCACCCCAACUGAUGGAAUGUAAAGGCUGGGGCUUUCAGAGAUGAAAUAGUGUGUAAGAUUAAAUUUUAUGAAUGCUUGCAUCAGACUGGAAAGUGUGUGUGUUAGCCCCGGCUUUACACUCAAUGGUUUUAAUGCUUCAUUCCUUAGUCAAUUCAUUUCCAGCACUUCCUUUCCGAAUGAUUUGCUAUCAUUUAGGAGAUCAUUCAAGACAGUCUUUAUGAUUUCAUAUGAAAGAUUUAUACUUGUCUAGGGGCAUAAUGGUAGAAAACAAACGAUGUGAGAUAGCAUGGUUGAUGAAAACAUGGCACUCAGAGACUGCUGAAUGGCGCAAGGACAAUAUGGGAGAGCACUACUCAGUCAUUCAUGAGUUUAUGAGAGUCUAUUUUAAUGGCCGCUUCAUCACAAAAUGUUCUCAUUGGUUUGCGGGUGUCAUAAUAUAACUCUGAAGAGACAAUUGAAUUAUCACAUUUUACUUUCAUGAGUCAACACAGUGUUUUCUGAAGCUAUGUAGUCUACUAUCAAACCAAACGUGGAUCUAAAUGUAUAUUCUUUGUCCUUUCUGAUUUUCUUCUCCCACAGCCUGAACCUCCAUCAACAAACAAAUGGCAGCUGGAUAAGUGGCUGAACAAAGUAACCCCACACAACAAAGCACUUAUCAAUACCCAGCCAGAGAGAGAGAGCCAUGGGCUCAGCAGCUCCCAACCUGAACACAGCCAACAGGCCCCUGAGGCCCCAGGGAAGAGCAAGCCUGGCCCCACCGCCCUGCUGGCCCUGACCGACCCCAAAGAACGGGCCCUCCUCAGCCCCAUCCGAGAGAAGGCCAAGCCUAAGACUGGACCAAAGGUCUCAGAGGGCAAGAGUUCAAAGGUCAAAUCCCCAGCCGCGGUGGCGGUGGAGCCGGCCCCAGCCAGGCGCAGCUUGGGGAAGAAACAGCCGAAGAAAGUAGAUCGCUCAUCCAACCUGGAGGAACACACCUCCUGGUCCAAGCCCAUCAACCCCACCAUCAGCACUACACCCAAGGAGAAGGACCCUCCGCCCCUCCUGGAGCCACCCAAGUCCAGGACCAAGAGCACCAGUGGGAAGACUGCCCCUAGGAAGGAGCCUCGCACCACCACUACCACUACAAUUACUCCAGCUCCUCCUCCGCCAGCCCCAGUCCUGGACAAGAAGAAGCACAGGGGGCCCAGCAAGAUCAUCCCCAAGUCCAAGGAGUUCAUCGAGACGGAAUCUUCGUCGUCUGAGUGCCACUCUGAACCAGAGGAGCUGGUCAAGAUCCAUAACCCUCCCUGUCCAGGACCCAGCAGUCUGCAGACUCUCAAAGCAGCCAAGGACUGCAACAGUAAUAUCCUGAGUGUCAGUAACCUUACCAGCACCUGCAGCACUUCCAUAUCCAUCCCAGACCCUGGGGCCGCGGACCUCCUAGGGGACCCCCUCUUCUCCCCCGUCCCCAUCGUCCAGAACGAACUGCUGUCCCCUCUCAGGGACUUUGAGGACAUCAAGUCACUGUGGGUGAAGAUCGAGCUGAGCUUCCUGUCUAGGAUUCCAGGGCAGGACCCCCCUGAGCCCCCUCCUGUGAAAGUUGAGCCACGGGAACCACAUGAACCCAGCACCAAGCACAGACGACAGUCCCCCGCCAGUCUUCAGUCUACCCCUGUUGAGAAACCACCUAGCAAGGCCAAGAGGAAACACAAGGCAAGUGCAGAAUCUUUCUCACUCUUUUUUCUCUAUUAGUACUGGCUGGUAUUGGUUUAUAGGAUAAUGGUUAGAGUGUGUCGAUGGAGGAGCAGUGAGAAAUGUGCUAGAAGUAUGUUCAAUGCUGACUGAGCUGUUUGUUUGUGUGUUCCUCAGACAGACCAUUGUGAUGCUGUCGGCGGAAGCAAGAAGUUACGGUUGGGGAAAGACCCCAUGCUUCUUCCCCCAUGCAUUUCACCAAUACACAACCACAAGAACAUUAGCACAAAAGUGUAAGUGUCGCCGAACCACUCACAGCGCAGUACUUACUUACACAUCACUAUGGUUACUGGAUGAGAAAAGGAAUGUGUAGAGCAUCCUGUUAUGUAAGUGUUUAGAGAGAUGUACACAGUCAUUAUGGGUGUCCGCAGUGCAGUGGAGGAAAAAGUACACAAUUGUCAUACUUGAGUAAAAGUAAAGAUACGUUAAUUGAAAAUGACUCAAGUAAAAGUGAAAGUCACCCAGUAAAAUACUACUUAAGUCUAAAAGUAUUUGGUUUUAAAUAUACUUAAGUAAAAGUAAACGUAUAAAUAAUUUCAAAUUGCUUAUAUUAAGCAAAACCAAAAGCCCAAUUGUCUUGUUUUUUAUUAUUAUUUACGGAUAGCCAGGGGCACACUCCAACACUCAGACAUAAUUUACAAAUGAAGCAUUUGUGUUUAGUCAGUCCACCAGAUCAGAGGCAGUAGUGAUGACCAGGGAUGUUCUCUUGAUAAGUUUGUGAAUUGGACCAUUUUCCUGCUCUGCUAAGAACUCAAAAUGUAACGAGUACUUUUGGGUGUCAGGGAAAAUUUAUGGAGUAAAAAGUACAUUAUUUUCUUUAGGCAUGUAGUGAAGUAAAAGUAAAUGUAGUCAAAAAUAUAAAUAGUAAAAUAAAGUACAGAGAAAUGUGCUAGAAGUAGUAGUACUUUAAAGUAUUUUAACUUAAGUGCUUUACACCACUGCCGCAGUGUAAUUACAGGCUGUUAUAUUUCCUAGGUGUGUGGUAGUACUGUAUGUGUUGUGAAUGGCUACGUCCUCAGUCAAGGUCCAACCAGUGUAGAUCCUCCUCAGAGAGCAGGCUGGGACAUACAGGAGAAUUAAGGUUGCUCCCCUACACAUUUAUCUUUAGCUAUUGCUAGCUCUCUCUGCAGUGUCCUGUGUCCUACAGCAUUAAGGUAACGUGACACUGACAAGAGAGCCAAUGCUAAUUUUAGAUAUUCAAUUAGUGCUGCAGAGACCUACUGCUCGACAAAGGGACGCUGGUGACAAGGGUCGAGGGGGUCGAGCGGUGUGAGUCCGGAGGACGGAGUGUCCACUGAGCUUCACCACUAAUCACUACACAUAUCUUUAAUAUGAUUACCUGCGCUAUGAUAUAUAAGCUGGCACGGGUAUCUAGUGCAGAAAUGCUGAACCCUUUGAUCUGGGCUGAAAUAUGACCUGCUUAGUAGCCUUUAAAUCAGCCGAAUUUAGACAGCCUCAAAGCAAAUCUUCACCCUUUUAAUCAGAUUGGCCUGAAAAUGAGCAGAACCCCGGUUGGUCCAUUUAUGGCAUUAAUAAAAAGCAUCUUUACUCAGAUUGGAGAGUAAAGAUGUUUUUUAUUAAUGCUGUAAAUGGACCAACCGGGGUUCUGCUCAUUUUCAGGCCUAUAAAACAAGACAAAAUAUGCCGCUGUUCAAAAAUAACCUGAGCAACAUAAUCCUAAUUAGGUUUUCUGACUGCGUUUUCCCUGUUAGUGCUUUAGGCACUCUUGCGCUAGCUAAGCAUUUUUUUCUCGUAUAUCAAAUCCCCAUGAGUUUAGGGAAAAGGGGGCAAAAUAAUCUAUUGUUGCAAACAAUGUGAAAAAUAUAGUAGCAGCGGGAGGCGCGGUUUCUCGCUACUACUGUACGUCCUUGGUGGUUUUUAAAGUCCUUAUUGACUUUGAGGAAGGGAAAGUAUUCAAGGCAACUUCUCCACCUGCCUCUUAUCUGUUAACAUAGAGAACACUAUUGUUAACAGAAGCCCCAUGUGGGCACACACAGCUAUACCGAGAGAACCCACAUGGAUAAAGAAUGCAGUCUGCUUUGUUCCCCUGUGAGGGGCCAGGCUCCUGGAGCAGGAGCAGAUAUUAGAAGGACUGUAAAUCUAAGCAAAAGUGCUUUCUGUCAUAACAAACUGCCGUUCCACUGCCUGAUCAAUCAAUAUGUUGACCUGUCAGUGCACUACAGGGCUAUUUGUAGGCCUACUUCUGGGCUGCGUCCAUAGAGGGUCAGAGGCACUGGAAUAAACAAUUCUAUGGUUUUAUACUUUCUUUUUUUACCCAGAAAAUGAUAUGUUGAAGUUAUAUUAAAUAUCAUUGAUAUACUCAUGUACUGUUUUUAUUGUAAUUGAAGUCUCCAAAAUGCAUUACCAUCAUACCCAGCGAGUGGGGCGGCAUGUGGCUUAGUGGGUAAGAGCGUUGUGCCAGUAACCGAAAGGUCACUGGUUCUAAUCCCCCAGGCGACUAGGCAAAUCUGUCGAUGUGCCCUUAAGCAAGGCACUUAACCCUAAUUGCUCUGGAUAAGAGCGUCUGCUAAAUGACAAAAAAUAUAUAUAUAAUAAUAAAUUAAACCCAGCUGAUAGUGAGAAGUACAGACUCUAUGCCUUAGUGCUAAUGUUGUGUUUGAUUUAGUCUUAUAAUAAAAGCAGUAAUAAUCACUCAUUCUAACAAACAGAAUAUUCUGUCUAAGGCCAGCUUCUUUCUUUGAGCCCUGUACAUACUGUCUGUACUUCUCAAUUUUUCUACCACUACGAUGACAUAAGACAUGAGAUUUGCUGGCAUUUCAAAGGCUGGGAGAACUUGCCGUCCCUCUCCAGUAUUGUAGUGAAUAACAUGGAAUAACAGCAACAGAGAGAGAGCAGGCCAAGCAAUGUUCUUAUUUUAUGUCCGUUUUCGGUAACACUUUAUUUAAAGAGUGCCUACAUACGGAUGUAGGCACUCUGCAUUUCAUAAAUGUUCCUGUAUGUGUCUUUGCCCAGCUCUCUGAGGAAACAGCCCAGGAAGAGAGAGGAGAAGCGAGAGCUGCUGCCUCCCCUGCUUUCUCCACUCUCCGACGAACCCCCUGUCCGCCAGCGCAGGACCAGCGAGUGUUCCUCCGUCAGCCAGGAGGGCGGCGCUAGCAGCGCCACCAGCAACUUAUUACUACCCACCCUCAGCUGCUCUCUGCCCCCCUUCUCCUCCUCCUCCUCCUCCUCUUCCUCACACAAACACCGCAGCAAAGGAGAGAGCAAAUCCUUCUCACAUUCCAAGACAAGCAGUGUAAGUAGGGGCAAGUAGGUCAAUGGCAUAUUAUGAUGAAACUAGCAAAAAUGUAUAUUGUUGUUGUUCUUGGGCAUUAUUAUACAGUAUUGUAAAAUAUUAUUUAAAACUGUCGUAUUGCUAUCAUAAAUUUUUUGGUUUAUUGGUUUUUUGGAUGGUUUAUUAUUUUAAAGUAUGAUACUUUUGCAUUCACUCUUGUUUGCUAAGAGAAUUUGUCUUCUAAAAUGUGUUGUGUAGAGAAGUUGGUAGAUGGGGCUGUUGCUGCAGAUUAUUUCUCUGCUCCAGCUUCUACCACUAUUUCCUGUGUUUUUGCUAAUCUAAUUACCCUUUCGAGGGAUUUCAAAACAGCCUUGAAGAGAGGAAAAUGGAUCCCAUGUGCUGAAUAUGUUUAAAGCCAGGACAUAAAUACACAGCCACAACGUAGUAACAGCAGUCCAAAUCACCAGGAUGAGUCAUUACAGUAUUAUUAGACUUACUGCUGGCCGCUAAUUAGCAUAUUAAUUGGCCCUGCCAUCUCACAGGAGGAAGAUACCCAUAGCAAGCCGUCUGGCAGUUUCCAUGGCAACGGUCAGUCCGAUUCCGACGUUUGGUCCAACCCGUCAUCUCUGUCCAUGGACCACAUGGAGCCCAGGAGGCCCAAACUAAUGUUCAAUAACACGUAUGUAUGAAUAUCUGACUAACUUCUCCAAACACUCCAAAUACACCCUUUUUUUUUUUUUCCGAUGCACAGCCAGAUUUUAAUGUCAUGAUGCAUGUACUAAUUUAAGUCUUUAACAUGAUUAAAAUGGCACAGAAUGUUGAAGCAUUUGUGGGAUGUGAUUACAGAGUUGAGUUCCUCUAUGUGGAUAAUUCAAAAUGAAACAGAUUUUAUUUGUGGAGGACAACUACAACAUGAACAACUGCAAUCCAGGCAGUUACAGCACAGUUAGUCAGAGGCAAACACAUGUUUCUGUCACUGAUCUGUUUGUAUUUCUAACAUACUGUAAGACUAACCAAAGUCUCACUGUAUUUGUUACCCACAGAGUUCACAAUGCAGACUACUACAUGCAAGAAGCCAAGAAACUAAAGCACAAAGCAGAUGCACUGGUAAGCUUCUGCUUUAUUACAGUUUAAAACAGCACCUGAAAAUGUAUUAAAAACAUUUAAUUCAACAGUUACUUUGGUAGACAUAUAUUACACAAAUUAAAUUGUUCUUCCUCCUUAGAUUGUAUUUUGUCUGAGCCAGGCAAUAAACACACUCUGUUUUAGUCAGUCACAUGACAUCACAAAUAUGAAUAGCAACAGAGACCAGUGCGAUAAUACCAUUAUCAAAUACAUGCCAACAUGCCAUUGGCAAGCAGCAGCUCUUACUGAGCCAAUUAGAGAAUAAGUAUUCCUGCUGCAUAGCUCUUUAUAACAGACAGACACUGGUCUUAGCUGAAGAACGCUAGUAGGUGUGCAGAGGAUAGAGUAGAGCCCUUGUUGAGACCUGUAGUCUUUUCUAAGUGAGGCUGUGUGAUCUGUCACAAAAGGAGCUCUUACACACCUCUUCAAUAUCCUCAAAGAGGGGCUUGGGCCCAGGCGGCGGGCGUGAUUUACCAACACACUCAUAGGGUCCUAAUAAUUGGAUUCCAGCAAUUAUCUCACCAGGCAUUGUCCUUUAUCGGAAGUUACAUCCAUUUGGGCAUAAAUCUGAUCUGCGAGGUAAAGCCAGCCAUGAAUACAAAGUGAAGGGAAUUGAUUGCCCUUGUUACAUGACUGUAAUCGUUGAGCUGUAAUGAAUCUUCCACCAGCCCGGUCGGUAUGUGGCAAAAGGGGCUUACUUGAAAUGGAUAGAACCUGCUUGAGAGGUGCUUUCAGUGGAGAGUGGUGUGUAAAUCUAUUUUAUUUUACACUCGUGCGUUUAUGAGUCAUAUGCCUAUUUUUGUCGUCUGCACUUUGGGUUUGUAUUUUGGCUCUGUGUGCAUAUUUUUUAUAUUUUUUGGGUUUCCAGAAAAUAGAAAAAGAUCAAAAGAAUGUUCCCCGAACGUUAAUGUGACAUUGUUAUUUUUCCUUCUGAUUAAAUCUGCUUAUUAUCUGUUUUCACAAGAGCUUUGAAGCUUUGGAAAAUGAUUCAGUAUGAGGAGAAUAAUUUGUGGCCGUGCAGUGUUGGGAAUCUAAUGCUGAUCUUAUUCGAUGUCUCCAUUGUUUCUUCACAGAUGGAGAAGUUUGGCAAAGCCGUUAACUACGCUGAUGGGGCGCUGUCGUUCAUCGAGUGUGGCAACGCCAUGGAGCGGGACCCGCUGGAGGCCAAGUCUCCAUACACUAUGUACUCUGAGACAGUUGAACUCAUCAGGUCUGUGUCCCCACCAAUGUGUCCCUCCCUCCCUCCCACCCCCCCUCAGGCCAGGUAUCCCCACCUGCCCUCAGUGAAAAUGAGCAUCAUUAUGACCAGCGCUAAUCCAGUCUACCCCACAAGUCAAGGCAAUUAGCGGCCCUUAUUUUAUUAAUGGCAGUGAAAAUGAAAAUAGAUGGACCUUGUAGCUCAUCAUACUACCCAGGGAUUCAUGCAUGGCUGAUUGAAAUCUUUUCUUCAAAAACUAUUAGACACAGAAAAUGACACAAGGCCAGUCGUUCUAUGGAACGUCCCCUGGCUUUAUGGAUAUUGAGUCAUGCUCUCUUUUUGUUAUUUGAAUUAAUGAAUUCUGAAAAGGAAGAAAAUGUUAAUGUGAUCUAUGUUUUUGUCUGUUCUGCUUUUGAAGGUAUGCCAUGAGGUUAAAGAACUUUACAAGUCACUCAGCAACUGUAGCCGAGAAGAAAUUAGCUGUUUUGUGGUGAGUUUUCCCUUCGCUCUGCUGUGUCCGGAUGUGAAACCUCUGUGUGUGUGUCUGUGUGUGUGUGUGUGUUUGUGUGUAUGCGUCUGAUGACUGAAUGGUGGUUGAAGGAGACCUAACAUUGCACUGAUGGAUGUGAUGAUGGACUAGAAGCCCUAGCCUGUGUGGGCAUUUGUGUUGAUUUCAGAAAAUCCAGCCGGCUUCCAAACCCGUUAGAUGCUCAAUCCGCCGAUUCGCUCAAACACAAUUUAAAUCUCCACUUCAGCCAUCACUCCCCGACAAUCGGAUGGAUAUUGAAGGGAGCUUUAAAACACUGCUAAAGCACUUAAUCAGCUUAAAGUGGAUCAUUAUUCUUGUAUUUCAUUAAGCUAUUAAGGGAUAAUGAAAGAUUUCCUGGCGGCAGGCUGCAGCCUAUAAACAUAUACAGUACGACACACUGCUACAGGGGAGAUGAAGGGAAACUAUAUGCUGCCUGUCAUAUGGACUGUAUAAUGUGAGCAGAAUGUUAUGGUUAGAAUGUUAUGGUUAGAAUGUUAUGGUUAGAAUGUUAUGGUUAGACACUCAGUCUUAGCAGUGUAGACAGUGAUGAGCGUAGAAGUGAGAUUCCCAGGUCAUAUUUCCUGUGUUAGUACACCGUUCAGACAUCAUUAGGGAUUAUAUUCAAAUAUUUGACACUGGCUGACAUGAUCCAUCUGUUUAUAAUCUGUUUUAGAGGGCAAAGUAUGUGUGUGUGUGUGCGUGUGCAUGCGUAUGUGCGUGUGUGCACACGUGCGUGUACGUACUGUACAUGCUGAUGUGGUUUAGAUUAGGCGAAACAAGGAAGCAGUGUACUGCAGUGAUGACUUAUUAAUGCCUGAGUGUUAGUGUCAUGUCAUGGGGUGGUGCAUAUGUCCAAAGCAUCUGGUGUCUGGCGAGCAGCACACUGUUGAAAGGUCAGCCACCCCAUGGCACUGAGGCUGGAUCUCCAGACCAAAGGUCCCUGGCAGGGAAGCUACUGGAAUCUGAUUACUAGGCUGCAGCCUCUGUUUUCUAGCCUUUAAUUUCAAGCAAUUAGAGAGAUAGAGUUCGAUAACAACACGAUUAUUUAGUCAUGCAUCGUGGAUAUGCAAAGUUAAUGAGUUAGAAAACACUUUUUCCUUAUUUUAUUAUUUUCUCACUUGUGUUGAAUGCUUAAUGUUCAUAAGUAAUACAUAGAUAUGUAAUGUUGUCAAUGCAAGGUAUACGGUAUUAGAUCCUGUAUUUAAUGUUAUGUUAUUAUUUUCUUAUCUCCGUAGCAAUCGUUGUUUAUCCCUCCUGUACUUGAGAAUGUUCAAAUUGAAGAAGGACCAUGCAGUAAAGUAUUCCCGUUCCCUAAUGGAGUAUUUCAAGGUAACUAGCGCUAACUUCUAAUUCUAACAUCUAUGAAUAAAAGAGGGGAUAGUAGUAAACACGUAAAGCCAAUUAAGAUUUCUAGAUGUAAUAUAUAUUUAUGUUGAGUUGUGUAUACUCUAUUAGUUUUGUAUGUAGGUUAUUAAAAGCCAUACAAAUAUUUGCAGUUAGUGUGCAAAUUAACUCUAUCAAUGAUCUACAUUGAUUGGUAAUGCUUAAGCCUGUUUGAUUUAACUAUGUUACAUAUUAUUCUAGAGGAGCUUUUUGAGUUGCAUUAAUAGAUUUUCUAAGCUAUGCAAUAUGUUUGCAUAGUAGAGCUGCAAAAUGUCAUGUUCUCACAAACCUCUUCCAUUCCAGAAAAGUCCCCAAGCACCUUCGCCAUGGGGAGCCAAUGGAAAGUGAGUAACAUUUCACCUCAUUCAUCUCAUGUUGCAUCACAAUCCUUUCUUUAUAUGAGAUCUCUCCCAGAACAGAACAAUGUAUGUGCCUACUCCUGGCCAAGCAACAAGCUAAUCCUCUCAGAUGGUGACUGCUUUGUUCAGACAAAGGCCACGACAGACAGAGCCUCUGUCACUGUGACUUCCAGCUUCUAGCACAUCACACUGAUGGGAUGAGAUGAGCUCACUGCUUCACUGUUCUUCUGGAUGCUCCAUGGCAACUGAACCUAGCUGAUCAACCCUGUGCGUUUGGGUUUGGGUUCGUAGCUUACCGUGUUGCUACCGUGGGGCUCGUCAGUGUGUCUGGGAGUUGGCGGUGAGCCAUCCUCUGUGUGUGAUUGUGAGCUCCUUGAGCCUGUCUGUUCCAGGGCUGGGAUCUAGCCCUCAGCCACAGCGCUGACCGGCCCUGCUGUUCUGCUGUGAGAGGAGCUGUCAGAAGCAAUUAGCCUCAGAUCCUACUGGCUCCUAGGGCUCCUGCAGUCGCAUCCAGUUCACCAUGGUCACAUUAGCCACAAACUGUCCUUCUUAAUCCGCUUGGGUUAGCUCCGCUACCUGCUGCAACUGUAAUCAACAUUCGAUUCCACUAUGCUCUGGCCUCCUUUCCCACAGUUUGUUUGUUCUGUCCUUGACAAUCAUGAAUCUUUUUUCCCCUUCUUUUCUUUUUUUUUUCUCAAGAGUUUGUUUAUUUGAGGAAAAGACUCAACCUGCUAGAGAGGGAGUCGAGAGAGGCAAGCUGUUGACAGGGAACAUAAUUUAACUUCACGGGGCGAGCGCCUUUCAAUUUAGUGCUGAAUUACAGGACCUGGAGCCUGAUUGUUUGGGUUUAGCACUAAAAGACUGAUGAAUAUGUCCUCUGAUUGAUGGCUGAAGCCGGCUGACAGAAAAUCAAGCCGUGAUUGUCAAGCUGAGAAAAGCCCCAGUUUGCCGUUCAUACAGUUCAAAUCAGUAUUAGGGAUUAAGCCUGACGAAGAGUGGUUAAGCCUGACGAAAUAACAUUUAUUGGCUAAAUGUAAACCUACCCAGUUCAAAUCUCCCUGAUAAGUCUCCCUGGGUCAGAAAGUUAAGAAGGGAAAAACCUCUCUAAGGGGAAAUGUCCUCAUUGUGAUCUCACGUUACUCCCUGUACAUAUAUUUCACAUUACUCCAUGUAUAUACAGUAUGUAAUAGCUGCAGUUGAUAGUGUCCUAAACAUUACAAACCAGUAUGAGAAAUAGUAUUCAUGAAGCUGCCAUAGCUUAUCAAUGUCUCCACCAUCUUUUUUCUUCGUUUCUGUAAGUAGCCGUUUUGCUCAGGAUUUCAAAAAGCAUUGGGCUUAAACUUAACCCUGGUGUCCAGUGGUUGUACAGUACAGUAUUAUAUCUGUGGUGGUGCCCUGAACUUUCACCUCUAACCUCUAACCCCUGACCCCUGUAUUGUCUCUCUGUCUUCCCAGGAGCACAGGCACCCCGUCGCCCCUGUCUCUGAGUCCCUCCCCGGUCAGUUCGGUGAGCAGCAGUACGGGCCCUGGCCUUGCAGGCUCCGGUGCCUCUGGUGCCUCCGGUGCCUCCGGCAACGUGGCCAUCCCCCAGCGCAUCCAUCACAUGGCUGCUAGCCACGUCAACAUCACCAACAACAUCCUCCGCAGCUACGAGCACUGGGACACGGCCGAGAAGCUCGCCACAGAGAGCCAAGGUCCUAGAGACUGGACACAACACAACACAGAUUCUCUCUGUUUUAGAACAGGAUGUUUGGAUUGGAGCUGUAGUAUUAGCAGCAAUGGCAGAUUAUGUAUAGUAGUAGCAUAAAUUGUACUGUUGUAAUCGUAGCGGAUGUAUCAGUAAUAGUUUCAUACAACAGUGAUCUCACUUUUGAUAUGCUAUCCUAUAUUUUUCUUAAUUACAUGCAUCUCCAUUCAUGUUCAACCUUUUUUCAUUGUACACAGUCAUUAUAAAUGACUUAUUAUUCCUACCUGUUAGGAACCAAGGCCAGUCAGAUCCUUUUAUCACCCUCAGAAUGGUCUCAAUAUGGACUAAUGUAUUCUGCAUUCUUUUGUAUUAGAUGUGGAGAAUAGAUGAGCCCUUUACAUUUACUGUCAUUAGUGAGUGAAUGUAGAGAGAGAGAGACCACCGGACAUGUUGAGGACACCCCCUCUGACUGUGUGCAUGGAGGGUUUGAUGUGUCGUGUCUCUGUCAUUUCCCAUCCAUUAUCUGAGCCUAGCUGAUUAAAGGGGCAUGUUAUGUGGCUGUGUGAGGCGAGAGCUCUCUCUCGCAGCCUCAGAAGUACCCCAUUAGAAGUUGAUCUGACCCUCUCCUCCUCUCUGUCGACACUCAUAAUGGGCUCAAUUAGAGUCUGUUGGAUGUUGUCUUUGGUGGAAAUGAGACAGGAAUUGGCCAGUUAUGACACCAUAAGGCCUAGGUGGGCCUUUCAGCACAUACUGAUCACCAGAGCUGUUACUUUUAGGAUUGAGCCAUUCCAGCACUCAUUCACUCACUGUUUAUUCGGAGAAAGAGAGGAAUGGACAACAGACUGCAUAAAUGUGACCCUUUAUUAUGCUAUUACACUUGUCAGUCUUUGUCUUACACACACACACACACACACACUCUCACUUUCACUCACCCUCUCCCCUUCCUUUCCUUCCACAGAGUUCUUUCAGGAUCUGGACUCAAUGAUGGAACCGUUGAGCCAACACAGCAGCAUGACAGGACUGGUGCGCUACAUACGCCAAGGACUGCACUGGCUACGGAUAGAGGCCCACAUGUUAUAGUGCUGCUGGAACUGGAACUGAACUGUCUGCCACUGUCUGUCUGUCUGUCUCACAGCUCCAUCACUACCUCUACCAGCCAGCAUCACCCAGCAACCCCCAGUCUCCAGGCAUCUGACUCCAGCCCCAGGGGCCCCCACCACACUCUGCCAGCCAGCAAGCCCCACUCUGUCAACUCUCUGUGGUCAGAGGUCAUCAUGAUGAGGUCAUCAUCAGCUCUACUGCACAGUCUGUCUCUCUGCUCCCUCAAUACAAAGUUGACAUUUCCGUUGGAUGUGGAAAGAAAAUUGUGAAAUCCAAACCUCAAAGUGAAUGAAAGGACAGUCCCACCUAAGACCUGUGGAUUGUCUCCAAAGCAUGCCAAUAUAAGAGAAGGAUCUCUGUGGUGCAGUAUGGUGGUUGUUUUGGUUGUUUUCUGCCCGACCGAGCCUGUGAUUUCCCUGUUGUUGUUUUGAUCUGACCACCACUAAGGGCCUCUCAGAACACCUGGAGUAUUGUUCACAUUUCACACCUCCAUUCCAACAGGCAGAUGUCUCAUGAAGUUAUAAGUGCUAUCAACUCUUUUCAUUGUUUUGUUUUUUGUCGAUGCCUUGAUGAACUGGCCGACAGAAGCCAGUUGGAUAAGUCUCUCUCUACUACUAUCUGAUAGUGGUGUUUAUUUAUGGUCCAUCAGACCUCAGUCUCACAUCAGAUAAUAAAUAGAGCAACAGUUAGCCAAUGCCUACCAUAAGUCCCAGUGGAACAACAAAUCAUUUGAAAUAAUUCCAUUACUUGUUGCACAUUGGAAAUGAACAACAAAUAAUCAAAUUCAAUCUGCCACCUCAAGCAAUUCCUCUAGUUGUGGGGGGAUUUGCAUAAUAAUGUAGUCUACUACAGCAGAUCUGAUAACAACUGAUCGGGAUCGUGUCUUUUAGCCCUAGAGUUUGGUGGUGUUUUUUUUUUUUUUUUUGGUUGAUGUCAUUUUUGUACCUUCAGUAAUAAGAUAAUAAGAGGCUGGAUUUAUUCCAAAGCAGCACUGAUUUUCCAUGGGUCUAAGGGAACAGGAAAUACACAAAGUGAUGCAUCACCUGAGACUGUGUUUAAAUGAAUAUGAAUCAUGCAAUCACUGUUACAGCACCACCACAAACAGUAUACGCCACAAUUAGUCCAGUAAUGCUACAGAGGACCUUUACAUUAUCUUUUCAAUGUCUUCAAUAACUGCUGUGUUGUAUAUCGCAACUCUUUUGAAAUUCAAUGUUGGUUCAGUUGUGCAUGUCCACAGAGAGGUGUAGAGUUUUAAAGCAUAAUCCAUAGUAACACUUCUUAUGUGUUCUGUGCAUAGUUGUACAUUUGAUCAUCCGUAUAUUUAAACUUGGCUUGAUGGACAUACUGUAUGCCAUCUAAAUGAGAUACAGGCAGUUUUCCUAAGGAGGAAGUAUUAUGGUUGGUUUGUUGUUGUUUGUUUUUAUUUGGAUGUGAUGUGAGAGAAUGAACUGAAACUAAGUGUGUGUGUUGCACUGUGCAGAGAUGAUUUGGGGAUGGAUUCUCUAUUGCUGGGUGUCUGUGCCUCUCUCUCUUUCUAUAGCACCGUCCAUACAAUGUGUUUCAGUAGACCAUAUCUCCAUGGCAAUGUGUGAAAUAUGAUUUUCACUAUGAUAAAACAAAGUGCCUCCGUAUCCAGUGAAAAUUAUUAAGAGUCUAUAUUGAAGAACAAGAAUGAAUCUAAAUGAUUUUUCCAUACCAUAUUGGUAUAUUAGAUUUUUUCAUAAAACCACAAUUUAUUAAUGUACUUUUUACUGGCAAGUAUGAUACCAAGUUUGGCUUUAAAAUUGCAAAUGUGUGACUUACAUGUAUCAAAUUUCUAACUCAGUUACUGUUUAGAGGAUGGUGAACGGGAUAUUCAGAAACGCUUAAACAUGUAAAUGCUUAAUGUGACUUACUAGAAUCAGUAGAUGAACACUCCAACCCAUUUACAGCAAUAGCUGGAUGAUAGCGCUAAUUGUGUUAAUUAUCUUGUUACUAAGAACAAGAGCAGAAUCAAAAGACAAAUGCACUUAAUUCAUGUUCAGUGUUUCUGGCAUUUAGAACGGUGACCCAUAUAAAAUGUUUGGAGUUUUUAUCACUUGAUCUUAGGCCAAAUUAAGCGUUUUGGAAUGUCCCAAGAAAAGACUGAACAAAUUAUAGAUAAAACAACAUGUUGAACUGGAUUGAAAAAUCACUUGAUGUUGAUCCAUUAACUGUCUUAUUUAGAUUUCAUGUCAUUCAGUGUUGUUUUAUGGAACAGUGUUUGUAGCCUACAUGCUAUUGUAACCUCACAAACAGUGCUCAUUUAAGUCAAAAUAUAUUUUAAAGCUGUAGGAAGCCACAUCAUAUGGUAAUAGCAAUAUUUACACCAGUCUUAAUGUAACUAAAUGAAUUGAGAAAUAUGAAAGUGAACCUAACCACUUAAACUUUAUUUGUACUGUAUCUGAAGUGCAUUUUUCAUUUUGCCUUUUGCAACAACAACUUGUGAUAAUAAUCUCAUAGCUAUCAGUCAAUGUUGAGUUGAGGGAAAUGAAGCGUGUGCAUAAUUUUUUUAUGCAAAUGAUCACAUUUUCUCCUCCAGUCCAAAUUAGCCAACUGUCUUUGCCCCUAUGAGGGAAGCAGUUUGUACACUUCCAGUGGCUUUUCCCAGCUGUUCCUAUUCACGCUAGAGACAGGCCAUUCUGUCAGGGAAAUCUGUGGCCCUUUGGCAGCUAGUCAACAGCACCAAGCAGCACUAGCAACUCGUUCUCGCGAGCGUCGCUCUCGUAGAUAGAGAGAGAGAGAGAGAGCUGAGAGAGAGAGGAUGAGAGCGAGGAGAGAAGAGAGCGAGAGAGUCGAGAGCUAGAUCGAGAUGAGAGAGAGAGGAGAGAGAGCUAUAGCCUCUCUGUCUCGCUAUAUAGCUCUCUAUGCCUCGUCUCUAGCUCUCUCUCCUCUCCUCCUUCUCUCUCUCUCUCUCUGCUAUCGCUCUCUCUCUCGCUCUCUCUCUCUCUCUCCUCUCUCUCUCUCUCUCUCGUCUCUCUCAUCCAUUUCAUCUGAUAUAAAACAACCAGCUCCAUACUCAGCCCCAGUCUGGCACCGACGAGGAGCAGCUAAUGUCUUGCAUUCAUUCCACAAUGAGGAAAGGCUGAAUCAAAUUGGCUUAUACCCACCAGGGAGAACACAAUCAGUUUUUGUUUAAAAUGUAUGGUUUUAUGUCUAAAACAAGGAAAUUAUGAAACGUUGAAUGAGGUGCCGUCUGGACUGGCAGUGUUACCAAGCCAAUGUAUGGUGUGACCUAGUCCUCUGUUUGGUAAAACCAGGUGAUGAUAAUAACAUAUCAGGAAGGAAUUACUACUCAUUAAAUGAGUCCCUAAUUGGCUUGAUUUUAUAUUGCUGCUACAAAUGUUGAUAUUUCAUAGAUAGAUUUAUGAAUACAGGAAUUUUCAUUUUAAAAUGAAUACUUCUAGAGAAUUGUAUUGAGAAUAGCCUACAAAUCUUUGACGCAUUGCAGAGUAAACAAACAUAUGUAAACUAUCCUAGCUAGAGUAGGUACAGUAUGAAGUGCAGCUCACCUUCUGCGUCUUCUCAGUUCAAAGCCUGAACAGUAUUUAUUACAAUCAGGCACUACUUAAGAGCAGAAUCAAUAAGAGUUGUGCCCUCAUGCAGUGUUAAUGUUCAAAGGAUGUUAUCCUAGGUUCACUGUAAUUAGCUCCAAUGCAAACAAAUCAAGCUCAUCUAAGGCAGAGACAAGGAGGGAUGUCGGCAUGGCGGGAGUCAAAACCAACCAUUUCUGCUAUCAAACUCAUCAUUAUUAUUAUUAUUAUCAUACACCUAGAAGAAAUCUGACAGACUAUCAACACAAUAUUAUUGUGUUACAAAUUGUUGUAUAUUUAUCAUGUUCUUAAUCAUAAUUUAUUCUAUUUCUUUUUUUUUAAACCUGCUUUUUUGUCUGGAGUGAGUGAGGACAACACAAAGCCUUAUAGCUUGGCUGAAGUCUGUCAUUUUGGUGUUUUUCUUAUCUCUUGUUCCAUUGUUCAGGAACAAUUAUCUCCAAUUAAAGGAAAAUUCCACCCAAAACGUUCUAUUGGUAUUUGUUUUGUCAGCAAUCAAGUUUUUAAGAUAUAUAACCUUCAAAAUACAUAAAUACAGCCGGUAUAAUGCAUUUUGCAUAAUUUGAUGCAAAACACAUCAUCAUAUGAUGCAAAAUGUUUUUGGAUGGAGUUUUCCUUUAACAUUGUCCCAGCUGGAAGCAUUCUGAUCGCUCUGCAAAUGAAGCACUGUAAAUAACACUUAGUUAACACAAAGUACCACACCAUGUUAGUCAAUUAACGACUAUGUGACUCAAUGUUGAUUCAUAUUCAGUGAAUAUUGUGUCAUAUUUAAUAUGACUGAUACAACUUGGACUGGGUUUCCAUAACAUAUGAACAUACCUAUUAGCAGAAUAAUUUGGUAUAAUUGGUUUGUAGUCUAAAUGGCUUGUGUCUGUGACUGCAAACCAUUGCCAAUCACUUGGUGUCACUAACAAUAGUGCAUGUUGACCUUCGGUUCACCAGAAGUGGUGGUUAUGCAAAUUGAAGUCAACAGUUGGUAUAUGUAGCUUUCUUUAAACUAUGUCAGACCCUUUCUUCAGCUUGUUGGUGUCUUAAAGCAGUAGCAGACAUGCGUUAGGGAAAAUGAAGAACAGUUAUCCAUAGAUCCCCUUGCUGUUUAUAACUGUACAGAAUGAUGAGGUGCUUUAUGGUUUAUGUCCUCCGGUGUAAAGGAUUGUACCAUAUGGAAUAUAUAUUACUUAUUUUGACUGCCCAAAGCUGACAACAAUGCAUUGGAAAUCCAUUGCCUUGACAUGAGUGUAUUGCAGACCAGUGACAUCUUACCACCCCUUAACCUAUGAUCUUUUUGUAGUCUGUCCUGUGUGACCUUGGCGUUUCAGUCAUUCCAAUGUCACCUGGAGUGGCAUUUCUCUGUAUCCUCCUCCACUUCAUUUUGUAAAAGAAAGACAACAAGAUUAUAUAAACUAAUGUACAGUUUCAGUCAACAACAGAAAAAAGGCAUUUACUUAUCAUGGCUGUGCUUCCUACUUGAUUAAAUAGAUGAACUACAAUUUACAGCCAUUUAUUUACCAAAUGGGAUACACAUUUGAUGGAAAAAUCAUGUGCUUUUGAUACAAUUGUAUUUCUGAAAGUAUUAUUAAAACUCUGUAACGUUAUGAUGUUGCAGAUGGACAAAUUUAUUGUGAAAAGUAGAGCGAUUUCCCAAAGAUCAGUUCCCUAUGUUCAAGCCUUAGAGAUAAAACUGCUCAAUGACUUUAACCAACAUGUUUUUCAGACAUGGAACAAUCACUGUCAGUUCUGGCAACAUUUCAGUCAGAUCCAUUUUAACUCUGAAAUGCAGCAUUGUUACAUUAAUAUAAAUCUUUCACAGUGUUCCAAAAGCAAUUAAUUUUCAAAACAGUUAGCAAUGCUGAUAGCCAUAAAUUAGCCCAAUGACAUACUGUUCCUCAAGGCUCAAGCUUUAUAUAAAUACUUAAAUGCUACCUAUUCCCUAAACGAUGUACGAUGUUGGUCAGACAUCAGGGAAGAACAGGGUUACCAUUCCAAGUAAAUAGCCUUUUCUCUCACUGACGUUUUGUCGACAGUUUAAAGAUGGACAAUGUUGUAAACAGAAAAUGCAAAGACAGAAGUUGUCUUAGUUCAGGCAUGCUUUAGUUUUUAGUUUGUUAAUUUUUGUACAGAGCAGGGUAACUGUUAUGCUAUGGAUUUAUUAACGUAUAGUUGUAAGGAUUCAUUAAAAAUGCGUUAUGUAUCAAAGAAACUUCCUGCCUGGUUAGCUUUGUAUUUCAAAUGUGUUGCACAAGUUCUGCCAUUUUUUAUUAUUAUUUUUGCCUAUUGUAUGGUUAUUUUAUAAUAAAAUUGUUUUAUGUAAUGAUCAAACAUUUAAAUGAUAGUUAUGUUGUUUUUAAAUGUUUAAUGUCUGUAAAAAAUGGAAUAAAAAUGGUAUGAACCGGUGAAAUUGUUCCUCUCCUGUUAUCUCAUUUCCAAUCACCGUUCUGUUUAUGCCAUUAUAAAGUGUCUGAUUAAUUGAAUCGGGGAAUGCACAUUACAUCAGAGUUGCCUUGAGUAAAAUCACGUUUAGUUGGCAUCUCGUUUUAACGAUUGCAUCCCUUCAUUUAAUGACUUGUGAGAAUACCAUUAGUCUCCUUAGAAUUGUAAUAUUACAAUAAAAAUGUAAUAAACAGCUAGCUAUGUAUUUAGGAUUGACCAUUUGUUCCCCAAACUAAUGUCAGUACAGUAAAUGAUAUAUUUUGAACAACAAACUUUAUAUAAUCUGUUUUAUUAUCAAGGCCAUCAUUUCUGAGGGGAAACACACAGUCAGCUGAGAUUUGAGAUAGUACAGCAACAGUCCUGUCACACUAGUCUACUGACUGCCAUCACAACAUUAAGACAACAUUAACCCUUUCUCUCCACAGUAAACACCAUCAUCAGAUUCCCACAACAGACACAGGGAUUAGAGAAACAGGACAGGAAUAUGAUUAGAGGAGAGGUGAACUCAACUCACACAUUCACAGGGGGACAUUACAUUGUAUCUGUAUCUCCCAUGUGAUCAGCAGCAUUCCACUGGUUCUCAUCUGAAUUAGCCUGUGGUGGGGGGUUACUGGUCCUCAUAACAGUGCAUUCUUUAUGGAACUAAUAGCUUCUUCUAAUUUAUUCAUCACAGGAACAAUGUGCAUGCUCCAGCAUGCCAUAUUAAUUUACGAGUAUCCUUAUGCAUUGGAAGGCAGGGGCUUCUUUAAAGUGUUUUAAAAUGCCAAAUAUAAGUAUUUUUGUGUGGAGACAGGAAUCCCACCUGCUAAAUAAUUUCCCAAAUGAGGAGUCAAAAAGGCUUUUAUUUACUGACUCUAAGCAUUUACUUUGGCUGUGGCAUUGAGCCAGCCUGCUGACAGUUAAGAUGUAUUGAUUUAAUUGCCUAAGGUAACCAUGCAAUAAAAUCAUCUCAAAGAUACAUUUUCAUGGCAUUGCGCACCAUCAAGGUACUUUUUCAUCUGCUACAGCUAUAUAUCUGCAGGUUACCAUUGCAAAUUCACAAGUCAAAGCAUCUCAUUAAUCUGGUGACUCAAAUCAUUUGUGAAUUGGAUUCUGUGAUUUAUUUUCUCUGCGGGAAACUCAGGAGGAACUAGCUACAUGUUAAAUGACAGGUUGCAUGUCUAAGUAGACUGCUUAAUACAAAUUCAUGCCAAGCCAACUAAAUAAGGGUCUGUUUUUCCAAGGAAAAUGUAUGGGCCAUGCUACAGGCCACACACACCAUUAUAAGCACUGGCAUUAAUCCGAAGGAACAGUUUUUUCUCUCUCCCACACUUCUCCCUCACAUUGAAAAUGGCACACUCAAACUAAUAAAUAUAUUGCUCUCCCUUUUCAAAAUAACCUUUUGGGUAACCCGUUUUCAAACAGAAUAUAUUUCCACUUACACCACUUACACUAACUGACAAUAUAUUUUAAAAGUGGUCAUUUAAAAAUAUUGCUUUCCUCAAUCUCUUCAUUUGUUAAAAUGCAGGGAUGAGAGAUUUCCUAUUCACAUUUGUUUACAGCGCAGCAGUACUGACUUGAGUAUGUUUAGCACUUAAUUGAAUGAUUCUUGAUUAAACUCUGUGCCUGGUGAGAACAGCACAUCACAUUGCACUGCUCUGUAAUUGGCUUGCUUGUAAGAUUCCACCUGCUUUAGAUGCACAGACGGCUCCAUUUCAUUUAUUACAUCUUGGUUUCACAUGCAGUUCAUAGCCAGGCAAUCAGUCUGAUUGCUAAGGCAUUCUCUAUCCACGUGGCUUUGUCUUUGUCUAAAAGAGCUCGUUUGUACAGUAUCUCUCCCAAAAGAUCAAGUUAUAUCCACAUUAGGCUUGCUUUGCCACUCAUGUGGGAAGAGACUAUAACCAUGUAAAUACGGUGCAUUCGUAAAGAAUUCAGACCGCUUGACUUUUUCCACAUUUUGUUACGUUAUAGCCUUAUUCUAAAAUUGAUUAAAUACAAAUUUUUCCUCAUCAAUCUACACACAAUACCCCAUAAUGACAAAGUGAAAACAGGUUUUUAGACAUUUUUGCAAAUGUAUAUAUAAACAAAUAUAUAUAUACCUUAUUUACAUUGCUAUGAGACUCGAAAUUGAGCUCAGGUGCAUCCUGUUUCCAUUGAUCAUCCUUGAGAUGUUUCUACAACUUGAUUGGAGUCCACAUGUGGCAAAUUCAAUUGAUUGGACAUGAUUUAGAAAUGCACACACCUGUCUAUAAAAGGUCCCACAGUUGACAGUGCAUGUCAAUGCAAAAACCAAGCCAUGAGGUCGAAGGAAUUGUAUAUAGAGCUCCGAGACGGGAUUGUGUCGAGGCACAGAUCUGGGGAAGGGUACCAAGGAAUUUCUGCAGCAUUGAAGGUACACAAGAACACAGUGGCCUCCAUCACUCUUAAAUAGAAGAAGUUUGGAACCACCAAGACUCUUCCUAGAGCUGGCCACCCGGCCAAACUGAGCAAUCGGGGGAUAAGGGCCUUGGUCAGGGAGGUGACCAAGAACCCGAUGGUCACUCUGACAGAGCUCCAGAAUUUCUCUGUGGAGAUGGGAAAACCUUCCAGAAGGACAACCAUCCCUGCAGCACUCCACCAAUCAGGCCUUUAUGGUAGAGUGGCCAGACGGAAGCCACUCCUCAGUAAAAGGCACAUGAAGGCCCACUUGGAGUUUCCCAAAAGGCACCUAAAGACUCUCUGAUCAUUAGAAACAAGAUUCUCUGGUCUGAUGAAACCAAGAUUGAACUAUUUGGCCUGAAUACCAAGCGUCACGUCUGGAGGGAACCUGGCACCAUCCCUACGGUGAAGCAUGGUGGUGGCAGCAUCAUGCUGUGGGGAUGUUUUUCAGCGGCAGGGACUGGGAAACUAGUCAGGAUUGAAGGAAAGAUGAACAGAGCAAAGUACAGAGAGAUCCUGCUCCAGAGUGCUCAGGACCUCAGACUGGGGUGAAGGUUCACCUUCCAACUGGACAAUGACCCUAAGCACACAGCCAAGACAACGCAGGAGUGGCUCAAGUCUCUGAAUGUCCUUGAGUGGCCCAGCCGGAGCCUUGAACCCGAUCGAACAUCUCUGGAGAGACCUGAAAAUAGCUGUGCAGCGCCGCUCCUCAUCCAACCUGACAGAGCUUGAGAGGAUCUGCAGAGAAGAAUGGGAGAAACUCCCCAAAUACAGGCGGGCCAAGCUUGUAGCGUCAUACCCAAGAAGACUCAAGGCUGUAAUCGCUGGCUAAGGUGCUUCAACAAAGUACUGAGUAAAGAGUCUGAAUACUUAUGUAAAUAUGUUAUUAUUUUUAUUUAUUUUUAUAAAUUUGCAACAAUUUCUAAAAACCUGUUUUUGCUUUGUCAUUAUGGGGUAUUGUGUGUAGUUUGAUGAGGGGAAAAAACUAUUUCAUCAAUUUUAGAAUAAGGCUGUAACGUAACAAAAUGUGGAAACAGUCAAUGGGUCUGAAUACUUUCCGAAAGCACUGUAAGUGUAUAAAUCUAGACGACAAGUCUCUCAUCCCAACUCCACCAUUCACCAUUAAGCUCAAACUGUCAUUCACCUGCUCAGUCAUGUGAAAUAAGUCAUUAAGAAAUCAUGUAAUGUUGAUAGAUGACUCAGUAAGCAUUUAUCUGACAGAUUAUUCCUCUGCCUCUAUGACGAUCUUCUACUGAAAGGUUUUUUUGAUUUAACAUUUCCUUCACAUUAUUUGGUUUUACAUGCAGAUCAGACUAAUUAAUCCAAUUUUUUUCUUGCUUCUCAAGACAUGGGGAAUGAUGGUUUACCAAAAUGAUUCCUCCCCGCUGGGCAAAAACUGGUUGAAUCAACGUUGUUUCCACGUCAUUUCAACCACAGAAAUAUAUCUGAUGACGUUGAAUCAACGUGGAAAAUGGAAUGGAUUUGCAAAAAGUAAUCAACGUAAGGGCAUUUGUUGUUGAUUUCAUGUUGAAUUCACAUUGACAACUCAACCAAAUGUAAAUCAAAACUAGAAGCUGAACUGACAUCUGUGCCCAGUGGGUCGUUCCUUACUCUGCCUUCAUGGGAUUACCGGGGGUUUGGUAACAGAGACCUGUUAUUCUGAUAGACACAUUCAUGAGGUUGGCUCCCUCUGACACUCAGCACAUGUGGCCUCUGGCCCAGCUUCAUUUGACAGUUGGUCAUGGUCCAGAGAAAAUGUAAUAUUCAGCGUUGGUUAGAUAGAAAGUUCUGGAAAUCUCUCUGUUAAUAGAUAUAUAAUUUAUUUUAUUGUGCUGAUGAUAUGCCAUCUAAACAGUUGUGGACAGACUAAUUUUAGGUUGAGGAUUGCCUUCAGUAUAUUGUAUAUUUAGUAGAGAUAUUCUCUGACAUAAAUUUCAUAAACUACUACUAUCCUCAUCAUAAUGACAAGCAGCAGCGAGCAAUUCACAAUUUAUAGAGCCCUGAAAUUGGCUCCGUUAUUCACUUCUGGAUUCCAAUUAUUUUCAUUAAAUGGCCAUUCGAGAAAUAAUUCCCCAAUGCUGGCGUUUGCCCAAUCGGAUUGUGAGUGUUCUCCUGGCUGACGUGUGGAGCAGCCCUGUUGAGGCACAGCUCGUCAGUGCAUGUCAGCAGGAAGUAUUUCCAUGUGGGCCAGUGACAGUGUGUCUGUCUGUCAGGAGCAGCCUCAGUCAUCAUAGAUCAAUGCACCCAGGCAGCCCCACUCUCGGAUGUAGCAAUAGUCUGGCUUUUAUUACGCCUGGCACUUGACAAAGAACAGCUUUCUCCCCCCAAGAAUUCACAGCCGCCUUAUUUGAAAAUAUAUAUUGGGCUUCCCAAGGUUAUAAUAUGAAUGUAUUUUCUCUUUCCCCUGGCAGAUUGGAGGGAAGCUGAUGAUGUAUGAGCCAUCGCCCGUUAUUUAUUUGCCAAACUGUUCCAGAUGUGGAGCCAUCAUUUAUCUGCUGACAAAUCAAACCUGCCGCCUGCCCUCUAAUGUGACCCCGUAGGAGCAAGAAGCAGGCACCAGCAGACCUCCUCACUGAUCCACUCUACACCCACAUGCAGCAGACAGGCUCCUUAAUCCACUCUAGUCUACACCCCCACCGGACUCCAGAUCUGAAGUCUUUAGACAGGUUGAAACAUAAUGUUUCACAAUCCCACUGUCUUAAUUUCAAUAUGGUCUUUUUCUUGUCGUGGUUGUAUAUAGAGAGUUGGUGACCAGUACACUGACCAGGUGAAUCCAGGUCAAAGCUAUGAUCCCUUAUUGAUGUCACUUGUUAAGUCCACUUCAAUCAGUGUAGAUGAAGGGGAGGAGACAGGUUAAAUAACUAUUUUUAAGCCUUGAGACAAUUGAGCAAUGGAUUGUGUAUGUGUGCCAUUCAGAGGGUGAAUAGGCAAGACAAAAUAUUUAAGUGCCUUUGAACGGGGUAUGGUAGUAGGUGCCUGGUGCACUGGUUUGUGUCAAGAACUCCAACGCUGCUGGGUUUUUCACGCUCAACAGUUUCCUGUGUGUAUCAAAAAUGGUCCACCACCCAAAGGACAUCCAGCCAACUUGACACAACUGUGGGAAGCAUUUGAGUCAACAUGGGCCAGCAUCCCUGUGGAAUGCUUUCGACACCUUGUAGAGUCCAUGCCCAGGCGAAUUGAAGCUGUUCUGAGGGCAAAAGGAGGUGGUGCAAGUGCAAGUCAAUAUUAGGAAGGUGUUCCUAAUGUUUGGUAUACUUACUGUAUAUUCCGAUAUGCAUAUCUUUGUAAGACAAAUAUUUGUACAUUAAAAUGUACGGCAAAAAAAUAUUGUAACAAGGCAACAGUAAAUCAUGGAUUGGUGCUGAGACUGGAAACAGGAACCGGGAACUGAGGCUGGUGCAGGUGUCAGGUUGUGAUCUGGGUUUUUAGAGGAGAGGAAGAACAACUUGAGGAGCAAGCUAACGCACAAGGAAGCCCUAGACGCAGGGGUCAGUGAUGGCUAUCAUUAAGACUGCAGACAGUGUACACACUUAACCUGUAAUUAAAGAACACAACAUAACACAUUAACUGGCAUGACAAUCCGUCUUACGGGAGGCCAAAAAGCACUAAAACAAAGCCACUCCCAAACUAGCCUCCUAGACUUCUAAUAGGCUGCUGCCGCUACAAUAUAUUUGUUGUCAAAAUGCAUUUCUAUUGUACUUGACACAUACUUAAAGCAUACCAAAAGGACACAUACUAAAAGCAUACCAAAAGCACUAACAUGUAUUUAAAUUACUACAAAAAUUAUACAUUAUCGGUCAUGUAGUAACUCAAUGUCUUUCAUGUGCAAAUGACAAAUAAACAAACACACUUGACAAGAGCAUUGCAACCAACGUCCAAUGGGCAGAACUUAACAUGUACUGGGUCAAUCCAUGAAAUUAGUUAUUUUUGCGUCCCUUUGACGUGUUAACUAGAAAUGAUGCACCAAUAUUGAAUUUUAAAACCUGUUACAUGAAAUGAAGUGCCCUUUAAUAUAGACCACACGGAGAAUUCAAUAAAUCAGAUUUUCAAUAUGAAUAAAGACUUGCUAAAGUGCCAAGAUUCACCAUUUUGACAUGUCCCUCCAUGCAGCCUUUGUGACUUCUAGGAAGAUGUUAACCCACUAACUCCAAAAAAUACUCAAAGUUUUCACCAUUAUUGUAAAGCCCUAGUUAUUUUGUUGCUUCAAAGUUAUUUCUGAAGAUUAUUAUUUAUUGAAUGUGAUUAUUGUCCCUCAUUUUAAGGUCAACCCUGUAACGUGAACUGAACUCUCAUUUUAAUAUGGUGAAACUGUUCCUUUUUAAAUAUUUAAUAGUCUAAAACCUGUUGGUUCUACUCUUUUUGGCCAUUUUCUGGUGUUUUGUGGUGAAAGACUGAGCUGGUCGAGCAUAACACACAACCCUAUUUCCCAUAGAUAGACAGGCUAGAAAUGUUUUAACAAUUUAAAUUGCUUUCAAUUGCCACUCCCUGUUGCACACAACAAGCUUCCAUUCCCCCUGUCACAAAGGGAAUCAUGGCUGAUUUAAUGUUUAAACCCAUAUUCACUGCAAUGCCUUCUAUUCCCUUCACACUCCGACCCUAUUACAGUUUAUAGAUGGUGAUGAUAAGAGAAGGGGCAAUGACUCUCCCUCUCAUCUAGUGCAGAUGCUCUGGGGCCGGAUUGUGGUCAUUUCAGAGAGCCGCUACGUCUGUGAACUUUGCUCAUAAUCCAUUUGUGAGACAUGACAGGAAUGAAGGUGGGUGGAGAAGGGGCUGCAGCCUAUCAUAGCUUCAGCCGGUUGUAAUCCCUGACCAGGGUCACAGGAAGGCAGAGAGGCACAAAGACCUGCUCCAUUUCCCCACCGGACAGGAGUCAGACACACAAAGACAACCACACUGACCCUCUGUGGUAACACAAGACUUCUGUAAAAAUCCUAACACGCUCUAAUGUGCCAUAAGGCAAUUGGACAAUGAAGUCUGUGGUGAGCUGUAGUGUUGUAAUCAGGAAAUGUUAUGGAAGCUCGACAAUGAGCUCACACUGACUCACUGACUUUCAUUUUGCUGGCCAUUCAAUCUUGUAAAAUAGCGUCUCUUUUAACCCAAAGGAUUUGGAAGGGAAACAUGAAUUUACUGUAGAAUACAGAACAUACAAAGCUAUGUCUGUGAAAUGCCUCCCUAUGAACAGAUGAUGAACAAGAUGUGUUGUAAGAGCAGCUGAGAAGAAUGUCCAGUAUAAGCCAAAAUAACAACAACACCACGUCUUUUUAGAUUAGUUUUAUACCCUGGAAUAAUUUGAAAUGUAUCCAAUGAUCCCAGUGGUCCUCAGAGACUACAAGAACCUCCCUCUAAGAAAAGCUCAAUAGCAUAUGAACACACAGUAGCCAGGGCCAGGCCUGUUGUAGCGGUUAUUCAAUCCAAACAGCCAGCCCUCAGAGUUCAAGAGCUGUUUAUCAGGCUGCCUUUCAUGUUGACAUCGUCUGAUCUAUCACUGCUUUCCAGUGGUGUAAAGUACUCAAGUAAAAGUACUUUAAAGUACUACUUAAGUCGUUUUCUGGGGUAUCUGUACUUUACUUUACUAUUUAUAUUUUUAACAACUUUUACUUUUACUUAACUACAUUCUUAAAGACAAUAAUGUACUUUUUACUCCAUACAUUUUCCCUGACACCCAAAAGUACUUGUUACAUUUUGAAUGCUUAGCAGAACAGGAAAAUAGUCAAAUUCAUACACUUAUCAAGAGAACAUCCCUGGUCAUCUCUACUGCCUCUACUGGCGGACUCACUAAACACAAAUGCUUUGUUUGUAAAUUAUGUCUGAGUGUUGGAGUGUGUGUCACGCCCUGGCUCUGGGGACUCUUAAAUGUUGAGCCAGGGUGUGGAUUUUCUAUGUUUAGUUUUCUAUGUUUUUUGUUCUAGAUCGUUUAGUUCUAUGUUGGCCAGGGUGGUUCCCAAUCAGAAGCAGCUGUAGCUCGUUGUCUCUGAUUGGGGACCAUACUUAGGCAGCCUGUUGGCACCAGUUAGUUUGUGGGAUCUUGAUCCGUAAAGGUUUGGUGUGUGUAACCUCAGGACACGUAUCGUUUCGUUUUGUUGUUUUGUUCGUGUGUUGUGUAUCAAUAAAGAUGUACGCUUAUCACGCUGCGCCUUGGUUCCACGAGUCAUCAGUCAACGUGCGUGACAGUGUGCCCCUGGCUAUCUGUACAUUACAAAUAAUUGCUUAAUUUAAGGAAUUAUAAAUUAUUGAAACUUUUACUUUUGAUACUUAAGUAUAUUUUAGCAAUUACAUUUACCUUUGAAACUGAAGUAUAUUUAAAACCAAAUACUUUUAGACUUUUACUCAAGUAGUAUUUUACUGGGUGACUUUCAUUUUUACUUGAGUCAUUUUCUAUUAAGGUAUCUUUACUUUUACUCAAGUAUGACAAUUGGGUACUUUUUCCACCACUGCUGCUUUCACUGGGCUAUCUGGUUUAGCAGUUUGAGCCGUGCUGAGCGUCAGGGUGCAAGGUUCACCCUCCCAGCCUCCCCAUACGGAAAUAAAUACAUUUCAAUAUAUUUAACGCACAUAAAAUGUAUUUCAAAUACAUGUAGAUACAUUUGCAUAUUUGCUAAAAUGCAUGUAAUGCCUUCAAAUGUAUUCCAGAGAUGUAUGUACAAAAUCCCCCCAAUGAACGCCUUGAGUCUUAUGCUGAUCUGCUAAUUAACAAAGGAACUAUCACACUGUGAUAGAGAUUGUCACCUGGCUUUGACACUUUAACAUAGUUUAUACCUGGUACUAACAUGCAUCCUUUUUCCUGAUCUUGUUCACAUUCUGAUUGUGCCCACAUUUUCAAAAAUAUGUCUACAAAUGGUAUUAACCCUUUGACGCGUACGAUCACAUAUGUGUGAUCAUUGUUGAGUGGUCCCUGCAGCGUACCAUUGCAAAUAUGUAAUUGGAACAGUAGCAACAGAACGUACGAUGCAACAAACGCGUCUAAACAGCAUUGUUGUCUGAAAAGCAUCUAAAUGUUUUGUACUGAUGGGAAAUAAAGGUCAACUUUAUUCCUCAAUUUCACCUUUUAUUGUAAAAGAUAAAUGCGAACUUCAUCAUCCAAACAUCACACGGAACACAUCCACAGCCAAACUCAUUACUUAAACCAGUCUAAAUAACAGGUUUCGCUGACAAAAAAACAAAACAUAAGUUAGCGACCUAACAGCUAUACUUGUUUUCAAAGUACCACAUCUCUGGUGAGCACAAGGGAGAAAAGUAAUAUUGUUUAGAAAAUAGAUGCGUGUCAGCUAAGCUAACAACAGCUACAUUCUUUAUGAUGGCAGCCAUGUUUGUUUAUGUUUGACAUCGAAAACUCCCUAAUCCCAGAAUUCCAUUCACUAUAAGAUGUAAAUUAGCAAAGUCAAAGUCAAAGAUGGCUGCGCCCAUUGCUUGAAAAAUAUUAACUUAGUUUGGCCAAUUUUCAGCAUAUUACAAAUCUUCGAUGUACUUGUUACAGUGUAUACAAGAACCGGAGCACAUGACUUGACAAGUCGUUUACCGUUUUUGCAAAUCACAAAGCAAAUAAAAUGCUAUCACCUCACAGAUCAUCACACCAAAUACAAGCCUACUGCCUAUCCUAACCGUAGCGCGAAAGCUAAACAGGGAUGAAACCAUUUUAGGGGGGUUUGUGGCGGGGUUAUGUAGCACUAUAUUGGAUCAUUACAUUUACAUAUUUUAGUCAUUUAGCAGACGCUCUUAUCCAGAGCGACUUACAGUUAGUGAAUACAUAUAUAUAUUUUUUUUCAUACUGGCCCCCCGUGGGAAUCGAACCCACAACCCUGGCGUUGCAAAUGCCAUGCUCUAUCAACUGAGCUACAUCCCUGCCAGCCAUUCCCUCCCCUACCCUGGACGACGCUGGGCCAAUUGUGCGCCGCCCAUGAGUCUCCCGGUCACGGCCGGCUGCGACAGAGCCUGGAUCACUCCAAUAUGGUAUCCUUCCGCGCAGCAGGAUACAUUCCGAGUAAGAAUUUCAGAUUAGUCCCGUGUACCAGCUCAUUCCAGAGAGGAUUCGCUUGGUAAGAGCUCUAUGUUAGAGUGUAUAAGCGCAGAAGAAUACCAGCAGCUAUUUAAUAGCUUGGAGCAGCUAGCUACUGUAGCUAGCCUCUCCAUCAGGGUACUCUGCUGUCCCCCCACUCGGUUUGGCAUGUGCCACCUCGUUUGGGUUUUGUCCUUGUUUUUAUUACUUGUGACACUGUACCAACCUGGGCGAUACUCGGUUUGGUCUACCAAUAUUGUGGUGCUGAGGAUUUGUCUUAGUUGAUUGUGUGACUUGUCUGUCCACCGGAACCCUCCUGGUUACAGCCUUUAGGUUCGGGGACCGCCUACAAUGUCGGGAGACUGUGUAUGUUUCGCUCCGGCGGGUUUGCACUUCUCGCCUGAGAGUGAGCUAGGUGUCACGAGUUGCACCACGUUUUAUCUCUCACAGGGCGCAGCCAUCUUGCCCAGACUCUUGUGUGUUCCAUGGUGAACGAGCUAUGCAAAGUAGCUAGCUUAACGAGAGGUGACCAUUCCAGGACUAAGCACGGUUAUAAACACACUUUCCCUUAAGUCCUGCCAAUCAGCACCCCCACAUAUAUAGCAAGAGAUAAGCUAUAAACGUGUGUGAGGUAGAAUGCCAAGCAGUUUACACUGUUGGCCUAAUUAUUUUUCCACAAGGAAAAGUUAAAGCCAUUCAUGUCUCAUCUCCUUCAUUCAGAUAGUGUAUGAUACUAAGGCUGAUACUGUAUGUCCCAUUCAAUACUAUCAUAAAGUAUUGCGCAGUGUAUACUAUAAACACAGUAAUAUUAAACUGUUGUCUUCAGUUUCCAGUAUUGAGCUGAGUUUAUGUUAGCCCAACCAUAGUGAGAUUACACUGGUGUUUUUUUCACACAGUUGCUGGGCUGCGAUAGUUUUGUUACACUAUUUUACAGUACAGACAAUAACUAUCAUAGUUUCCCUUGGAAAACUCACAUAUCAGCUCUAUUACACUGAGGGUUUCAGUGUGUAGCUGUAUGUACUAUAGUUCUGUUGCACUACUUUACAGUACAGACAGUAACUAUCCCUUUCUACAGUUUUUUUCACACAGUGUGUAGCUGGGUUUACUAUGGUUUUUUUGUUGCUCUACUUACAGUAGGCUACAUACAGUAACUAUGCUAGUUUCCAGUAACCAUCCUAGUUUCCCUUGGAAACUCACUUUUCUGCUAUUACACUACGCUCUUGGUGUUACUAGUUUUCUGUUGUACUCACAGUUAAGACAGCAACUAUCUUAGUUUCCCCUGGAAACUCACAUCUCAGAUCUAUUACACUGAGGGUUUAAGUAUAUUGCUGGGUUUACUAUAGUUUUGUUACAUUAGUUUACAGUACAGACAGUAACUAUCAUAGUUUCCCUUAGAAACUCACUAAACAGCUAGAUUACACUGCUGGUUUUAUGCAGUGUGUAGCUGGGGUUGCCAUAUUAUUUUGUUAUACUGCAGGGUAUACACUACCCAUCUCUUCUUCCCACAGAAAUAAACUACAAUUUCCAGUAUGGCUUUUCGCUUUGAGAAAUGCGAGGUGUCCCUGACCACAGGCAGCGGACUGCAUCUAAGAAGGGAGGCACUCUGCAGUCAUUCUGAGGUGCUUGCUGCUGGCAUUGGCAGCUUCUCACAGGACCAAAGGCCAAACUGAGAGAGGCAAGUGAAGUCCCCAUGGGUACUGAAUACAGUGAUGGAAGGCUACGAAUUCCAGUUCCGAUGCUGGCCACUCAUAUAGUUCUGGUGCCUCAAAUGUCUCUGGAUCUUCUAGUGUUGACGCCCUGCUUGACUGAAUUUUUCCGAAUGAGUGAAGAUGGAGUGCCAACCUACAUCCAAACCCCUCAUUCUGGCCAGGGGUUCUGUCUGACAGACACGUUAAUCGGCCCCUCUCGCUGUUACGGGUGAACUAAGGGCUUCCACCAGUGUGUUGUGCCCGGCUAGACACUUUUCACAGACGCAGGCAAUACGAAAGCUUUAUCAGUUUUUGUUAACUAUGGUGAGAGAGUUCCUGCAGUGACUGGCCCGCUGGCCUUUGCCUUUUGCUGUGGUGGCACAUUCUACUGGAGAAGUAACUGCCUUACCUGGACGAUUGGAUAGUCUACGCCUUCCAGGGAACAGGCCACAACAGACACGAGGACCCUCUUUAACCACAUUCGAGUUCUGGGCCUCACCUUAACAUUUUUACAUUUACGUCAUUUAGCAGACGCUCUUAUCCAGAGCGACUUACAAAUAGGUGCAUUCACCUUAUAGCCAGUGGGAUAACCACUUUACAAUGUAUGUUUUUUUUUUUUACCGAGGGGGGGGGGGGGGGGGUUGGAGUAAGGGGGGGGGGGGGGGGUUGGGGGUAGAAGGAUUACUUUAUCCUAUCCCAGGUAUUCCUUAAAGAGGUGGGGUUUCAAAUGUCUCCGGAAGGUGGUGAGUGACUCCGCUGUCCUGGCGUCGUGAGGGAGCUUGUUCCACCAUUGGGGUGCCAGGGCAGCGAACAGUUUUGACUGGGCUGAGCGGGAACUAUGCUUCCGCAGAGGUAGGGGAGCCAGCAGGCCAGAGGUGGAUGAACGCAGUGCCCUCGUUUGGGUGUAGGGACUGAUCAGAGCCUGAAGGUACGGAGGUGCCGUUCCCCUCACAGCUCCGUAGGCAAGCACCAUGGUCUUGUAGCAGAUGCGAGCUUCAACUGGAAGCCAGUGGAGUGUGCGGAGGAGCGGGGGUGACGUGAGAGAACUUGGGAAGGUUGAACACCAGACGGGCUGCGGCAUUCUGGAUGAGUUGUAGGGGUUUAAUGGCACAGGCAGGGAGCCCAGCCAACAGCGAGUUGCAGUAAUCCAGACGGGAGAUGACAAGUGCCUGGAUUAGGACCUGUGCCGCUUCCUGUGUAAGGCAGGGUCAUACUCUCCGAAUGUUGUAGAGCAUGAACCUACAGGAUCGGGUCACCGCCUUGAUGUUAGCGGAGAACGACAGGGUGUUGUCCAGGGUCACGCCAAGGCUCUUCGCACUCUGGGAGGAGGACACAACGGAGUUGUCAACCGUGAUGGCGAGAUCAUGGAACAGGCAGUCCUUCCCCGGGAGGAAGAGCAGCUCCGUCUUGCCAAGGUUCAGCUUGAGGUGGUGAUCCGUCAUCCAUACUGAUAUGUCUGCCAGACAUGCAGAGAUGCGAUUCGCCACCUGGUUAUCAGAAGGGGGAAAGGAGAAGAUUAGUUGUGUGUCGUCAGCGUAGCAAUGAUAGGAGAGGCCAUGUGAGGAUAUGACAGAGCCAAGUGACUUGGUGUAAAGCGAGAAUAGGAGAGGGCCUAGAACUGAGCCCUGGGGGACACCAGUGGUGAGAGCACGUGGUGCGGAGACAGCUUCUCGCCACGCCACUUAAACGAGGAGAAGAGUCACCUGACCCCUCACGGAAGGUGAUCUACCUCGGGAUUUCCAUAGACUCGACUCUCAUGAGGUGAGAGUAACAAAAUCCUAUUCUACCUCAACCGUUUCCGGCUCGGACGAGCCAUGUCGGUGUUAGAGUGCCAACAGUUACUCGGCAUACUGACGUUGGCUUCACUGUUGGUUCCACUGGGCAUUCUCCAUUAGGCCACUCCAGCAAUGGUUCAACUCCCACGGCCGGCACCCAAAACAACACAGACACCGUCAACUGUUGGUGAUGAGUACAUGUUUGAGGACCCUAUCGAAGUGUCUAUCCUGCUCCUUCCUAAUAAAGGGGGUGAGCCUGAUCAGAGUCCACCACAGUGAGCUGGUGUGCACUGAAGCCUCUCUAACAGGUUGAGGUGCCGUGUUCAGAGGCAGCAGGCCGUUGGAUCCCCCUAUGGAGUGGUCAACACAUCACUGUGCUGGAGCUCAGUGUGGUUCGCCUAG
This is a messenger RNA of Coregonus sp. 'balchen', 39090 nucleotides long. The record is from the annotation of a GenBank genome assembly. Lineage: Eukaryota; Metazoa; Chordata; Actinopteri; Salmoniformes; Salmonidae.